AUGUCUGAAGAAGAAUGCCACGAAGAUGUCGACAUUUCAGAUAUUACAGAGCAUUCGGAAUCAUAUCUAGAAAAUGAACAUCUUAAAUUUGCACUGACGGAGGCUACAGAAGCAGAAAAUAACAAACUAGAAUUUGAACUAAACUCUGAGGAACAAGUACAUGAGAAGAAACAGAAAACUGAAGUUAUAAGAUCUACAAAGCUUCCUAUAGCGAGAAUUAAAAACAUUAUGAAAAUGGACCCAGAUGUAAAUAUUGUAUCUAGCGAUGCUGUAUUUUUGGUUACUAAAGCGACAGAAAUGUUUCUAGAAACAAUAGUGAAAGAAACUUAUGCAUUUACAUCAUCAAAUAAACGGAAGGUUAUAUCAAAGAAAGAUUUGGAACUUGUAAUAGAUAAAGUUGAUUGUUUGUGCUUUUUAGAAGGUGCUAUGGACUUCUAGAUUUUAUAAGAAAUAUCUUAUAAUUCAUUACUUAUUAAAUAAAUU
This is a messenger RNA of Bombyx mandarina (wild silkworm), 483 nucleotides long. RefSeq names its product DNA polymerase epsilon subunit 4 (gene PolE4). The record is from RefSeq and is a predicted model, not a curated record. NCBI's taxonomy places the organism in Eukaryota, Metazoa, Arthropoda, Insecta, Lepidoptera, Bombycidae. Gene Ontology annotation, molecular function: protein heterodimerization activity. Gene Ontology annotation, biological process: DNA-templated DNA replication. Gene Ontology annotation, cellular component: nucleus; epsilon DNA polymerase complex.